This is a messenger RNA of Microsporum canis CBS 113480, 3093 nucleotides long. RefSeq names its product extensin. Lineage: Eukaryota; Fungi; Ascomycota; Eurotiomycetes; Onygenales; Arthrodermataceae. The transcript has 3 exons. The coding region runs from base 1 to 3093 and encodes 1030 amino acids. The record is from RefSeq and is a predicted model, not a curated record.
AUGCCUCACCCGCCGCAGCAACACGACCAGACACGCCGGAGGUCAGUGGGCAGUGCUGGCAGCUCGUCAGCUUAUACAGGCCAUCCAGAGCAACACCCAGCUGUAUCCGGGCCGACAAACACAUAUUCUAGCCGUCAGAUGCCUCCUCCGUCCUCUCCGCAGCACUAUCACCACCGGGGACCAGCCAUUCAGCCCUCUCAGCCAUCGUCGAUACCCCCGUCCUUCGCCUCCCGAGAACUCGCGGUCACAAACCCGGCACACAGGCCUGGAAGCAGCAUGUCGAUAUCGUCGAUGCUCGGCUCAGAUGCUGAUCGUCCGCUGCGGGAGAGCACGUCCGGCUCUAUGUAUUCACGCUCUCCCGCAACGUCGAUACCUGCAGCCAGCACCGGACCACCGCCGCCUCCCUCGCUUCCCCCUUCCAUGUCUCCGCCGUCUGGCCCCAGCAGGCAGCCAUCGUCAGAGUAUCCUCCUUUCCGAAGAUCACAUACCCCGGAUGGCGGUCCAUUUUCAAAACCGCUCACUCCCCGGCCAUACCGGUCAAGAUCCGGGGGCAGUUCCUCUGGAAACCCCCAGGCAGCCACGGAAGAUUCACGGUUUACUGGGCCUCGGCAAGGGUCCAACGCACCCCAACCACAGCUAGGAGCCCCUAGAUCCCCACGAACGGCUUAUUCGGAGUCAUCAUAUCACCAUGACCGACGUAUGAGCCUGGGAGGCCCGGCGCCACGAGCCAACCCCCCAGGUCAUCAUCAUCGAUCCGAGGAACCUCCGUCACGACCGCCGUUGUUUAGUCCUCCAGUAAGAUUGGCACCGGGAUUUGCUGAGGGGACGCAGAAGGAGUCGAAUAACCAGCGGGAGCAGCAUGGGUACCCGGGUAGUUUAGAACCUCCUCCGCGACCAUCGUCUAGGUUUAGUGAUCCCUCCCAGGAUCGACAGGAACAUCGUGACCAGCAACCUUACCAGCAACAUGGCAUCCAAGAACAUACGCACCAUCACCACCACCACCAUCACAACCAACACUCACAGUCACAGCCACAUCAUCAGCCACAUCGAUACGGACCUCAUGCUUCGGAGCACGAAAGCGAUCGACCUCAGCGGCCUCCUUGGGAAUCGAAUUAUCAGCGUGUAUCUCCCGAGUCAGCCCGCUAUAGCGCCGCGGAGUCAAGCACAGGCUACGGAUUUGGAUCUAUUCAGAACUACACGAAGUCGCUAGGCUCCCAACUAACCGCACCACGCUCCAUACCCGGCCAACCUCAACUCCACCCACGACAAGACGCAACUCCUUCAAGCGACUCGUCGCCGAUCAUGAGUAGGAGCAGACCACCACCUUCAAACCCGCCUCGCCUGUUUUCGCCAGUACCAGGUUCUACUGGCCCUCAGUCGUCGUUUGGAGGCUCGUUUGCGGACGAACAGCGUGCUCGCGGAGGCACGGAGGAACCGCCUCACCACAAAAGUGUAUUGAGUAUAAAUGCGGAAGCUAAACGGGGCGGGAGGGCAUCCCCGCUUCCACAGGCCGUGCAGGGUGCCCAGGCCCAGAUUAUUGACCCGGCUACCGAGUCUGGUAUAAAGAGUGAACUAGGCCGAGUGUUCUCCGGCAUUGGCAGCGGUGUGGGAGUAUCCAGUUCGGUUUCUCUGGGCGGAAGUGGGCCUUCGACGCCGCUGUCGGCGAGUCCGUUCAAACGGAACCAUGGCGACCGGCCCAUGAACCAAGAGCUAAACGGCGAGGGCUCGUUCGGUACCGGUAAAGGCACGGCUUCUGCGCCAGGCAGCAUCAAACGUGGCCGAAGAGUGAAGGAGGAAGAUGGCAGGGACGAAGCUGAAUCUGCUACUGCUUCUCGUGGACGAAGAGGACGGCACGUACACCACCACCACCAUCACGGCCAUCAUCACCACCAUAAACACCGAACCGACGAUGAACAAUCCGUCUUUUCUACCGCAAGCCAAGGCCCUCAGCUAGCAGCCCCCUUCCGGCCGCAAUCCGGUCCUGGCGAUAGCCCAGCAUCUACCGGAACAGUCUCUACCUCCCAUCACCACCAUCACCACCAUCACCAUCACCAUCACGGCCCACGAGCAGCGCCUGGCAGCGGUAUUCCGCAUCACCACCACCCAGCUCCUCCCGCAGCACCGAUGAAAGAGUACAGCACAACAGUGAAUCUAGAACCGCUGCUGAAAAGUGUUAGUCAUCUUCCUCGCUACCACCUAGGCUCUACGCUAUAUGCACCGCGCAUCGAGAUGCCAUCCUCCAGAGCGCCUCCUGAAUCUUCGAAAUUCGGGUACAACUCAACACCCAUACCGAUUCCGCGAUUUGACGGAAAGGAAAACUGCACCUUCACGAUCCGUGUUCCUCGAUUCCGGAUUGAUUCCAGCCAUCGCGAGGAAAUAUGUGCUCGCCGGGCUCUGUGGGGAACGGGCGUAUACACGGACGACUCAGACCCGGUGGCAGCAGCCAUACAUUCCGGCUUCAUCCGCGGCGAAUGGGCUGAAGAUGUCGACGUGUCGAUGCUCAAUCUGGAGCUCAAGAACGGCCGCCAGUCUCAACCAGCGGCCACUACCAACGGGAGCAGCACGGCUAUCGCCAAGACGACGUCUUCCAACGGCAACACCCCGUCAGCGCACAGCAACAGUACCAAAUCCGAUCCAGCAUCGACGGCGCAGUCGGAUGCUCCCCAUCAACCACCCGCCGCCGCUGAGCCGUCAGAAGACAAGCAGCUGCCCCCUAUCCCACCACCAGACAAGGACCUGCACAUCAAGCUGCUGAUCCUACCUACGCUGGAACGAUACGAGAGCAGCGUGAUGUACGGUCUCAAGUCCCGGUCCUGGGGCAAGAACCACGACGGAAUGAGCUUCAAGGUGGAAGAGAUCUCCUGGGUCGACGAGGGCGCCUCCAAGGGCGAGGAGAGAGGCGGAGAGGCUCGCCGUAAGCGGCUGCGAAACAUGAUGCGCAGCGGCCGUAUCUGCACGCCUGCCGGCCUCCAGGGCCGCAAGGGAGUCGAGCUGCAUCUCUCCUCCAACCGCGACCCUGACACGACCAUGAAGGACGCAGAGGAGGCCUCCGUCCCAACCUCGACGUCGACGGCCGUGGAACCUGUAUCCUGA